This is a messenger RNA of Prorocentrum cordatum, 711 nucleotides long. The record is from the annotation of a GenBank genome assembly. Lineage: Eukaryota; Dinophyceae; Prorocentrales; Prorocentraceae.
CAUGCUCAAGUGGAUUCUGCACGACUGGGGCGACGAGCGGUGCCUGUCGAUCCUGCGGCACAUCCGCGCCGCCGCGGCGGGCGGCGCCGUCGGGCGGCCGCCGCGGCUGCUCGUCGUCGAGAAUUUCCUGCCCGAGAGCGCCACCGCGCGGGAGGCGGGCAUGUGGGUCAUGUACGGCGGCCGCGACAGGACCAUCGCCGAGUACGGAGAGCUCUUGCAGGCGGCCGGCUUCGUGGUCGGGCGCACGACCAGACUGGGGGAGCAUUGGGUCGCCAUCGAGGCCAGCGUCGGGCCGCCGUAGCUCCCAGGGCUGCGCACCUGCGGCCGAGGUCGCGCAGAGGUCCCAGGGCAGCAGAAGCGCGUCUUUUACGCAUGUCCCCUUCCUCCUCCCUUUCCUCCUCCAUGUGCCUCUCUUCUCUUUUUCAAAGUUAGUUUUCCAUGCACGCCACCUAAGUUUCCACCGCUGUUUCACUCCCGCCGAUGCGCCGUCCAGGCGCUUCUCGUUGUUUGCCAUGCGCCCCUGGACCUUCAGAUGUGAUGGCACUGUGGGUGCAAAAUGUGUGCGUGAAUACUUGGCUUGCUUUUCCUGGGUUUCGCCGGGUGGUCACCGUGGGGGCGCCUUGUGGCUGCUUUUACGUUGGUUAGUUCCCCACAUGCUUCGUGGGGUUCUGGUUUUCUUCCUUGCCGCGCCGCACCCGCGACAUUCACCUC